Molecule: messenger RNA, 881 nt
Organism: Venturia canescens
Lineage: Eukaryota; Metazoa; Arthropoda; Insecta; Hymenoptera; Ichneumonidae
Product: mast cell protease 8-like
Exons: 5
Coding region: 36-425 (129 amino acids)
Biological process (GO): proteolysis
Molecular function (GO): serine-type endopeptidase activity
Source: RefSeq, a predicted model, not a curated record
UCGGUGGCAGGCACCAUUGCGGAGGAACGUACGUUAUGCCGAAUUUUGUUCUUUCCGCGGCCCAUUGCAUGGUCAGAUACGUCCACAAAUAUUGGGAGGCGGAAAAUCCACGGUUUUACGUCAUUGUCGCAGGAACAACGAAUCUCUGGUACACGCCAUCCUGGCAAAUAGUCACCGUUUCCGCAGUCUUUCCUCAUGCGGGAUUCGACUUCAUCACGAUGGCCAACGACAUCGGAAUGUACAAGUUAACUCGAGCUUUGCAACUUACCCCAUACGUCAGUUACGCUCCGUUGCCUCUCGCUGUAGAUGACAGCAUAUAUCGAAAAAAAAACCAAAUCUGCAGCGUGAUCGGAUGGGGAAAAACUACUCAGGAUAGUUCAGUUUUAUUGGGCAUAAAACCGAGUGCACAUGCUCGAGCGCAGUAGGGCGGAGCACUACCCGAGGUAGUUUUGCGCAAAACGAAGCCUAUGAGGGGGAAGAAGGAUUACUUAUGGUGCUGAAAUCGCAGAUUAAUUGAUGAAAAUCGGAAUGGCUACACUGCUUGCAACCUUCAGCGGACAUCACAGCGUAACUUGGUUAUUUGUGGCUGAAAUUGUUCAAAAAAAUGCACAAAAACUGUUCGAAAUAUGAGUGAAAUGAUGCCGAAAUUCGAUUAAAUUCUAAUUAAUUCUUCCCGCCCGAAAAAAAUUUCAAAAAAUCACUGUCAAAAAGCCUCCUAAUGUGGUUUCCCCCCUUAAGAGCACAUUCGUGUGGAAACAUCAAAAAGUACUGAAUUUUGUAUAAUAAUUUCCAAGUGGGCUUUGAAUCGAGAAUUGAAAAAUUUCUAAUACGCAGUUAUCAUUAAAUUAAACCGAUUAAAAUUGAAUUAUUUAUGAUGAAAA